This is a messenger RNA of Solenopsis invicta (red fire ant), 1602 nucleotides long. RefSeq lists its product as uncharacterized. The record is from RefSeq and is a predicted model, not a curated record. Lineage: Eukaryota; Metazoa; Arthropoda; Insecta; Hymenoptera; Formicidae. Bases 1 to 1602 code for a protein of 533 amino acids. The transcript is spliced from 3 exons.
AUGACUGAGGGGCUCGGUAUGCUGGCCAAGUCCGUGGAAAGGUCCCAUAAUUUACAGGGACCGAUCCGUAAGGACUUUUGGCUGGCGUAUACCGAGCUCACUGCGGGUCUCGCCACCAUCCUCUCCAGACAGGAGGAGGGGGUGGAGGCUAGAGAGCGCAGGGAGAAUAGCGCGGCCCUGGACAAGGUCAGAGCCCGCUGGGCCUCCGAAAAGGAGAAAAUGGAGGCCGAGCUGGGCCGGCUGCGAAUUAGGGUCGCGCUAUUGGAAGAGAAGGCCUCCACUCGCGGGGGCGCCAAUACCGACGCCGAGAUCCAGACGGAUCUGGACCUCGACUUAGAGGUGAUCGACGCGCUGACGGGGGAUGCCCCCGACCUACCGCGCCCGACCUUCUCGGACGCGACGUUGGGGGGGACCCCCGCUGGUGCGUCUAGUGAUGCUGCCACCACCCGGCCAGAGAGGCCGGCGGUGGUCAGCAUCCAAAAACUACGGGAGUCGUACUUCCGUCCGCCGCUCAGGGGGGCUGGGGGGGAGAGAGGGGGGAAGAAGGAGAAGAAGAGGGCGAAAGCCCUGACUGAGGACGGCCUUAGGGAGGCCCUUUCCAGAGUCCUCCCGGCCGUCCUCACCGAGAUGGGGCUUCUCCCCGCCCUCAGGGUGGUGGAGAGGCCCAGGAUACCACCGGCUGCGGGCAAGACUACCAAGCAGCCCGUGGCUGCCCCUCAGAAAAGGGCGGGCAACGCAGUCGUAGCGGCUGCGAAGCCCGCUCAGACACAGGAAGAGACCACCCCGUCCAUAUUGCAGUUAUGGACGGAGGUGGCCUCAAAAAAGAAGAGGAAGGGGACCGCCAAAGCCGCCAAUCUCGAGGCGGCUAAGACGGCCCCCACAAAGGGUAGGCCCCUAAGGGUCCUCCCGGCCCCCUCCUCAAGAAACCCCCCUCCCCAAUACUCCUCGACGUCGUCGAGGAGGAAGAAGAAGAGGGUCGGGAAAGGGGGGGGACGGAGUAUCCCCGGAAACGCUUCGGGGGAAAAAAAUGAUGCUGGGCCGGCAAGGGCCACCAAAAUUAGGCCGCCGACCACGGCGGCUGUUACGGUGACCUGCGCCGACCCAGCAGCCUACGCGCAGGUCCUCAAGACUGCGAGGGAGAGAGUCAAUCUCACCUCCCUCGGGAUUGAGGACCUGCGCCCGAGACGAGCCGUAACGGGGGCCCUGAUCCUAGAGGUCAAGGGCGCCGACAACGCCACUAAGGCCGACGCCCUGGCCGAAGGGAUCAGGGAAGCCCUCGGUGAUAGGGAAGAUGUCAGGGCCUGUACGGCCAAGGCGGGCUGCCCCGUGUGCAAAGACGCGGGCAGGCCCGCCGAACACCGGAUCGGCGCAAAGGGGUGCCUGGCUAACAAGCCUCAAAAAGCACCCCUGAGUGCCGGGGGCCAAAACGAGGCGGGGCCAUUAAUACCCCCGACCCCGACUCCGGCCCCCGCAGCGGUCGAGAUGGAAGCUCCUCUCCCACAAAGGGAGAGGAGCGUAAGAAAUUGCGAGGGUGCGGCGGUAGACCGCACUGACGAGAUGGAGGUGGAGGAGCCUCAAGGGUGCCCUAACAAUGCCCCUUAG